AUGCCAUCAAUGUUUACUCCUGAUGACUUCUUUCCUCAAAUCCCAGAUAAAGAAUUUCUUGAAGGAAAAACAUUUUAUGGAAUUUGUAUUCAAAGAAAUCCUUUACAGUUUAUUGGUUUUGGAAAUAGAAUAUUAGAAGUUGAAUCAAUUGAUUUAAAAGAUUUAAAAGUAUCAAAUAUUGUAUUAAUUCGAUUUAAUAACUUUGAUGUGUUUCCUGAAACAAUUCAAACACCUCCUAAAAUGAUUAUUGGAAAAUGUGAAGAAAUGAUUUUAUGUGAAUAUAAAAAGGGAAAACUUCUUAGUAAAACAAAUUUUAAUGAACGAUUUGAAUUAGAUGAACAUACAACAAAAUUGUUAAUGAAUUUAUAUAAUCACUGGUAUUAUUUUUAUCUUUCUCUAGUAAGAUAUCCAUUAAGUCUUGAUAUAUCAAUGAUGAAUCAACACAUUCAUUCUCAAAUUCCUAUUAAGAAUUUAUUGGCAUAUAUAAUAUCUUAUUCUUCUCAAGUAAGCAAACAUAAAACAGUUCUUUGUCUAAAUUGUUUUUUUGGAUAUGAUCACUUUUACGUAAAUGAUACUAUUAAAAAUAUUGUUCAAGAAAAAAGAGUGGUAUUAGAUAAACUUUUUGAAUGGAAAGUUCCUCUACCUCAAUGUGGGAAUGUGUAUAUAGUAUGUUUAGAGAAAGGCCAAUAUGAAAGUUUUGAUAUUGGGGACUGGAUUUAUCUCACUGAUACAUUACCUUUUACUGGUAGAGAUAGAAGACUUUAUCUUAAAGUUACCAAACAUUCUACUGUUAUAGCUAUUAAAGGAAAUGAACAAGUAAUUAUUGAAAGAGUUGGGAGAUUAGCAAGACAACUUCCAAAAGACAUAAUUCUUGAAAUGAUAAAGAGGGUAGAAGAAAAAUACCCAAAAGAUGAAUGUUUAAAGAAGUACAUUAGUGUAAUUAAAAAACUUAUUCAUUUAAAGAAAAUACGAAGUGCUAGUACUUUGUUAAGGAAAAUGAAUGAGUCAACAGAAAGAACUGAAAAUAUAAUAAAAGAAAAUAUCAAAAACAAUAGUGAUGAAGAAAAAUUUAAAAUAGCAAGUAAAGACUUAAAUACAAUUAACUUUUCUGAAAUAUCUGAAAUCAGGAAAGACCCAGAACCAACAGUUAUAACAGAUAUUGUUAAUAAAGAAAAUAAACAAAAGAAAAUAAAACAAAGCCAAUGGUUCGAUGAAUACUCAAAUCGUUCAACACAAACUAGUGGUAUUACACUUGCUCCAUUAGGAGUUCAGAUGGUUUAUUGUCAACAAUGUUGUUAUACAGUUGAAGAAAUAAGAAAUUUUACAUAUAAUAAAAUUAAAGAAAUUGAAGUAAUGAGAAUUAAAUGUAUUGUUUGUAAAAUAUAUCCAGAAAAUAUUGACGAUUGUAUUGAAUAUAAAUGUGGGUGUAUUCAAAGAGAUCAUAGAAAAGAAGAUAUUCAAUGUCAAUACUGUGGGAAAAUGAUUUAUGAAAAAUAUGAAAUGCAAUUAGAAAUUAAGGAUCUCAUAACAACAAGUACUUUACUUAUAGAAAUUACUCACCCUACUCUUUUAUUUAUUCAAAAUUGGUUUUCAUAUGACCCAUUCCUUUUUAUAAAAGAAUUUAGAAAAUACAUUCUUCAAAACCCAUUGAUUGAGGUGUAUGUCCAUCCAUUUUAUGAUGCUGUUAAUGAGAAAGGUCAUUUGUAUCUGUAA
Entamoeba dispar SAW760 is the source of this 1713-nucleotide messenger RNA. RefSeq lists its product as uncharacterized. NCBI's taxonomy places the organism in Eukaryota, Evosea, Mastigamoebida, Endamoebidae. The record is from RefSeq and is a predicted model, not a curated record. The transcript has a single exon. Bases 1 to 1713 code for a protein of 570 amino acids.